AUGAACAGAUUUAACUCAUCUGGUCCUCCAUUCGAUGUGCCAGUAACUAUAACUGAUCGCGAUGGUACUCUUAUCCAUGAACAAGAAGGCCAAGGUCUUCUUUACACGAUAAUCACCCACAACGACGUUGAAUUUCUUGAGAAAUACUUCGCUAUUGAUCCUAGAGCUAUUCCAAACCUAUUUAACCUUCCUGACGAAGAUGAGGCCAUUUGCGACUUCGGCGACUUGUUCCGUGCCGCAGCCGAAAGUGGCAGCCUUGGCACAAUCCAAACACUUUUGAAUUACACCACAAAAGACCUUGAUGAUGCGACGAAGCCUAUCAGAUUGAUCAAGCCCAACUUCUUGCUCUUGAACGUGGCCGCCCAAUUUGGUCGUAUUGAGAUUGUGCAAUGGCUCCUCGACACCCAGCCAUUAUACGCCAGUAUUCAAGAUCGAGAUUUCCAAGGCUUUACCGCCCUUGCAGCAGCUGCGGAUCUCUUUUCAUUUGGAAAUUGUUUCUCCCCGGCCUGGGACGAGAUCUGUUAUGAUAACAAUGAGGCGAUAAUGAAUCUACUGCUUGAUCACGAUGCCUGCGCUUCUGAUGUUGUCCAUCCGACGAACGAUAAGCAUCAAAAGCUCCCUAGCGUUCUUACCUUGGCUGCCCAGUGGGCAAGUAGCGAUUUACUUGGAAGACUCAUCGAUGGCGGCGCCGAUGUCCAUUACAAGGUAGCAGUAGGCUCUUGGAACCUGGGCUUUGGGUCUCAAAGUGAUUUACCUGUCGAGAUAGAGGUCACAGCACUGUUUCUUGCAUCCUUUCGCGCUAAUCCCAAUGGCGUCAAGACUCUGGUUGAUCGCAGAAGUGAUGGAUUUAGUAUCGCAGACAUGGUGUGCUCUCCAGACUGCGUUGGAAGCCUCCCUCUUCACUGGGCGGCUCGAAACCAAUUACCAGAUUCGCCUGGUGCCAUCCCCCUAUCGAUGCUACAUGAUAGAGCUGGAAAAGUCUACCGCACUAUUAGGCAGCUCUUGGAAUUUGCUCCCACUACAGUUAACAUUCAAGAUAAUGAUGGAAAUACGGCAUUGCAUUACGCCACCGAAUUCUUCAGUAAGAAUGGCAAGAUAUAUACUUCUAUCUCUGAACUCCUAUGCAUUUGGGGCGCUGAUGCAAGCCUUCGAAAUCAUAAGGAUCAAACACCUCUGCAUACCCUGUUCUAUGCCUUCAAUCAAGACACACCUGUUGACCCAGUCCUCAUAUCCCUUUUACUCGCCCACGGUGCCAAGGCUACAGAUGUUGAUGAUGCUGGAAACACUCCUCUUCAGAUUGCGCGCUUGGGCGUCAGAACUGGUAGCGAUGCUUUCUCACUCUUGCUUCAGCAUGGUACUGUCCCUGUUCUGCAAAGUUGCGAGCAAAGGGACGUCUACCCAUAG
Fusarium mangiferae is the source of this 1404-nucleotide messenger RNA. RefSeq lists its product as uncharacterized. NCBI's taxonomy places the organism in Eukaryota, Fungi, Ascomycota, Sordariomycetes, Hypocreales, Nectriaceae. The transcript has a single exon. Gene Ontology annotation, molecular function: protein binding. The record is from RefSeq and is a predicted model, not a curated record. Bases 1 to 1404 code for a protein of 467 amino acids.